AUGGAGAGGCCCCUCACAGUCCUUCGGGUGAGCCUGCACCACCCCACGCCAGGCUCUGCCACCUUUGCUUCUGUCCCUCCUCAGGUGGAGCACGACGCCAGCCCACUGCUGGUGGGCAGGGGACCGGAUGCCCACCUCCGGCUGCAGCUCCCUCGCCUCUCCCGCCAGCACCUGUCACUGGAGCCCUACCUGGAGAAGGGCAGCGCCUGGCUGGCCUUCAGCUUGAAGGUCCUGAGCCGCAAGGGCAGCGUGUGGGUCAACGGGAUGACGCUGAGGUUCCUGGAGCAGGUGCCCCUGGGUGCCGUCAACAGAGUGGCCUUCUCUGGCGUCCAGAUGGUGGUCCGCAUUGAGGGAGGCACCUCCCUGGAGGCCUUUGUCUGCUGCUUCCAUCUCAGUCCCUCGCCUCUGAUUUAUAGGCUCCGUGCUGAGGAGACGGACGAACGGGAAAGCGUGCCCCAGGAGCAGUCUCCUCCAGGUUCCGGGCAGGGGGCUCCAGAUCACCUGGGGUUUCUCCACAGCCCUCUCCAGCCCAGCCCUGGAGGAGCACCAGAAAUACCUCUCCAGAGGGAGCCCCUAGAUGGUGCGCUCACCUAG
Molecule: messenger RNA, 594 nt
Organism: Budorcas taxicolor (takin)
Lineage: Eukaryota; Metazoa; Chordata; Mammalia; Artiodactyla; Bovidae
Gene: TIFAB
Product: TIFA inhibitor
Exons: 1
Coding region: 1-594 (197 amino acids)
Biological process (GO): canonical NF-kappaB signal transduction
Molecular function (GO): protein binding
Source: RefSeq, a predicted model, not a curated record